GCUGAUCAGGAACUCGAACAACUGUAGUAAACGUGACAGUGCGAUGGGAUUGGGAAUGGGCUUCGUGAAAUCAAGUUUGCCAUGACAUGAAGAUCAUGACUUGCUUUUUGUAAUUCAGUUCUGCUCGGAGUCGACGACAGAGUGGACGACCGAGAACGGUGUGUGGCCUUGAGGUGCUGGAAUGGAUCCUCUGGGAGCACGCUCCCAGUUUGUGGAUGUCCAGACUCUGUCCACCUGGGAGAGGCAGCCGGACCUGGAGGGAAAGGACACGGAUGAGUGCAAUGACUGUUUGGACAGCCAGCAGGCCUUCCCCUCACCCUUCCCCUACAGAGAAGACAUCAACAGGAAGAUAGUGCUAUAUAACGGUGAUGUGGCCCUACUGAACUGCACCGCCAUCGUAAACACAAGCAACGAGACUCUAACGGACAAGAACCCAAUCUCUGAGAGCAUCCACAAACACGCUGGGCCUGAGCUCCGAGACGAGCUGCUCAAACUGAAAGGAUGUCGGACAGGCGAGGCGAAGAUGACCAAAGGCUUUAGCCUAGCGGCCCGCUUCAUUAUCCACACCGUGGGCCCCAAGUACAAAGCCAAGUACAGGACGGCUGCUGAAAGUUCUCUGUACAGCUGCUAUAGGAAUGUCAUGCAGCUCGCCAAAGAGCAGGCCAUGGUCUCCGUGGCCUUCUGUGUCGUCAGCACAGGCAAGAGAGGAUACCCUCUGGAGGAUGCCACACACAUUGCCUUCAGAACGGUCCGCAGGUUUCUGGAGAACCAUGGUGAAAGCAUAGAGACCGUGGUGUUCGCUGUGACAGACGUCGAAGAGCCCACAUACAGGAAGCUGCUGCCUCUCUACUACCCCCGUUCGGAGGUAGAGGAGCGGGUUAGCCUGCCACUAAUCCCAGCCGACAUCGGGAACUCAGAGGGGGAGCCUGUAGUCCCAGAGAGACAGAUUCGCAUUGCUGAAAAACCAGGCAGUCUGGAGGACGAUUCUGAGGAAGACACUCUGGACUCACAUCUGGGUCAGGUCGGGACUCAUGCUUUUGCCCGGAUGGAGGGAGAUGUGGACAAACAGCGCAAACUCAUCCUUCAGGGCCAGCUCUCUGACGCUACCAUGCAGAAACAACACCAGAGGAAUUAUAACCGCUGGUUGUGUCGAGCCAGAGCAGAGGACUUGUCAGACAUAGCAGCACUGAAAGCCUUAUAUCAAACUGGUGUUGACAUAUAUGGCAGGACAGUGAUGGUUCUUGUGGGCAGAAAUGUUCCCGUCAACCUCAUUGACAUGGAAAAGGCCCUGCUGUACUUCAUCCACGUCAUGGAUCACAUCACAGUCAAGGAAUAUGUCAUGGUUUACUUCCACACUCUGACUGAAGAACGAAACCAUCUGGAUUCGGAAUUCCUCAAGAAGCUCUAUGAGAUCGUAGAUGCCAAGUUUAAAAAUAACUUGAAGGCGUUCUACUUUGUCCACCCUUCGUUUCGUUCCAAGGUGUCCACCUGGUUCUUCACGACGUUCAGUGUGUCGGGGCUGAAGGAGAAGGUCCAUCAUAUAGAGAACCUCCGGCAGCUCUUCUCCUGCAUCCUGCCUGAACAGAUAGACAUCCCUCCCUUUGUCUUGGAUUAUGACGCACGGCUGGAAAUGCAGCGCUUGAGGAAUUACCGUAAACCCAGCCAGGUGUGAAUGGACCAAUCAAAACUCUGACAGCGGUCUAAGGCCAAGUCCUCUCUAAGAGACUAGCCGGGUUCCAAACCAAGUGGGAUGGUGUUAUUUACCACUUAUGACUGGGGGGGGGGGUCCACUCCACUUUAAUGCCGAGUCAACUGGCAACAAAGCAGCAGGAAAUAUUUCGUACCCCGCCACAGAUGAAGCACCCUCGGGCAGAUUGAGAACAGUGGAAAUGUAUGUCAACCCUGAACAUGUUUGAUUAGCAUAUGGACAGAGACUGGUCGUUAUGGGGGACCAUAAGAAGAAUUAUGUGAAACUCAUCUGUCAUCCCGGAGCGCCGACCUCUGACACAUGCUGACCUCUGAUGUUAUCUGUUAAGGCAAUGGACAGUGACAACAGCGUUAUCUGCGUUUAAAUGCAAUGAGAAAAAAAAGUUUUAACAAAAUAAAAGCGAUCCAUGUAUAUGUUUUUUUUGAAUAAUGAUUAUAAUUGUAGCUGUACUUUUAGUUUGAAGUUCAUGCAGCCUUUUCGUGGUCCCCAGGAAACAUCUGUGGUUCAGGGAUACGGUCAACUACAACCUAGCUUCCAUUUCCGCCUAGAAACUGGAGGUUGGCCAUCUUCUCAGGCUCUUCUGUUACUAUACUAUAGUUAUGCAGUUUGUUUGCCAUUAGCCACUCGCCAUUCCACGGUUCAAAGCAGGUGAAUACAUCCAACUGCACAUCAAUUACUCUGCAACCUGGUUCUGACCAGCAGGACCUGUCUGGAUAAUCUCCUUGAUCAGACCAUAAGCCGUUGGGCUUCAGCAGACCUGGUUGGACUGUAAGUGGAUUUUACUCUGCCUGGGACCUCAGAAGGACAAUAGGAUGGAUAUUGACACUAGGAUGGAUAUUGAUGUUUUUUUUCUUUUUUAUUAAAAGUGUGAUACAAUCAGAUGACAAAGAAACAUGGUAAAAAUGGAUCUGUCUGUAACCGAGCCUGGGUGACAUCUCCUGUUCAUCCCAGGACGUGUCAUGGGCCCAUCUUAACCUGCCCUUAGUAGUUUGUAUGUGUGUUAUAUGUCAUUCCUGUUGUGUUUCAUGUUUUCAUUUUGCACAUCUAUACCAAAUGUUAUUGCCACAAGCUGUGUAAUUGUGCAGUUGUUUUUAGGUGUCCCAGAACACAGUAUCCACACUAAACCUUUUCAACUUGGUUUUCUUACUGAGCAUAAGCGAUUGCAAUCAUUUAUCAAGAUUAUGAAGACUAAACAUAAAAAACAAUGAGACCAUAAACACAUUUCUACUACGCUUAAAACUGUCUUUAUUAAGGAGCGUUCAAUAAAUGGCACAUAAAUGUUCUGAAUCCAGUUUACAACUGAUUUGAUAAAGAAUUGAAUACCUGCAUUUUUCUUAGAUUGACCUCACUGUUUUACCCUAUAAUAAUGUCACUUUAGGUAGUUUGCGCCUUAAAGUAAUUGAGUAACACUCUGAUUUGUGAACAUGAUUUAAGUACUUUGAUUAAUAUAAGUUAUUGUUCAAAAGGUUUGGGGGUUGGAAUGUUU
Molecule: messenger RNA, 3194 nt
Organism: Esox lucius (northern pike)
Lineage: Eukaryota; Metazoa; Chordata; Actinopteri; Esociformes; Esocidae
Gene: gdap2
Product: ganglioside induced differentiation associated protein 2
Exons: 15
Coding region: 182-1672 (496 amino acids)
Source: RefSeq, a predicted model, not a curated record